CUUUUUUUUGUCUGUGAUCGACUGGUUGUACUGAAGCACAAUGCAAAGUGAAGUCGGUUGCAGGUUCAUCGACUGAUGGCCACAAUGAAUUGGAUUUUAAAUGUUUAUUAUUGAUAAUAUAUUUAUAGAAAAUAGGCCAGCUGUCGACGCUGGUCAUAAACUGAGACUAUAAUUCCAAGAGGGGUGUGAAUCGUAUUAGCUUGUUUGUAUGUGGCAAUAACGGGGUAAAUAAGCUAGCUAACGUUAGCAAUGGUUCUAAUGAUGGAAUCGCAAUGUGAGUAUUUUAUGUAUUUCCCUGCUGUUCCCAUCACGGACCUUUCCGACCCGUCAAAAUACCGAACUCUCCCCCGUCGCAGUCACCUCUAUCUCGGUGAGACCGUGCAGUUCUUGUUGGUCCUGCGGUCCAGAGAUGAACGGUCCGUUUCGGACGGGACAAAGGGAAACGGGGAUAGUGACUGCGGUACCCGGGCUUGGAAGGAGCUGGUAGGGUCCCUCUCCGCUGUAGCAAGUGUGUGCCCUGGCGAGAGCCGAGAUCGCUCCCAACUUCACCCACACGAGUUCCAGAGAAGCUACAGCGACGACGGUGCAGACGAGGACCCCGACGAGGUCGACUUUGCUGCGGGUACAGCCCAUAUAGGCAGAAGGGAGUCCAGGAACCGAGGCUUCAGAGAAUGCAAGCCGCUUCUCAUUCACAAUAACACGGGGAGUGAUGGGCGGCAGUAUCGGCGGGCACCGAUGCAGUCACCCAUGGACAAGCCAGUGGUACUGAACGAUGAGGUCAUCUUCCCUCUGACCGUCUCAUUGGACAAACUCCACGUCAACACGCUCAAGGUCAAGAUCGUAGUGACAGUGUGGAAGCAGGAGAAGGAGAAGGCAGAGAUCAGGGAACAUGGUUACCUCACCAUCCUACAGCUGAGGAGUCCCACACACACCUUCAGACAGGACCUCAACACCUUCAAGGCCCAGGUCAGCACCACCCUGAGUGUUCUUCCUCCUCCGACUGUGAAAUGUCAACAGAUUACCGUCUCCGGGAAGCACCUGACCCUUCUCAAAGUAUUAAACUCCAGUUCCCAGGAUGAGGUGUGUGUUAGGAACGUGAGGGUUCUUCCUAACUUCAACGCGUCCUACCUCCCCAUGAUGCCUGAUGGCUCUGUACUCCUCGUGGACAAUGUCUGCCACCAAUCAGCGGAGGUUACCAUGGCAUCAUUCCACAGAAUGAACAGUAGCUCCUCCCACCUUCCCAGCAUGCUCUCUGCCCUGGAGGAGCAGAACUUCCUGUUUCAGCUGCAGCUCAGAGACCAGCCAGAGGAAGAGUCCAGCGAGGGUCUGGAGGUUCCAUUGGUGGCUGUGCUGCAAUGGUCUACCUCUAAGCUUCCAUUUACCAGGUACAUUUCGACCCACUACCAGCUACCCAGCGUGAGACUGGACCGCCCCCGUUUGGUGAUGACAGCUUCUUGUCAGAGUUCCGUGAGGCCGCUGGAGCACUUCCGGGUCAAAUACACCCUCCUCAACAACCUACAGGACUUCCUGGCUGUACGCCUGGUCUGGACACCCGAAGGACGUGGUCGGCAGGAGGACCCGUCAGCGAGUUCUGUGGUGUGUCACUCCCCCCUCAACAACUUGGGACAGUGUCGGAAAGGAUCCACCCUCUCCUUCACAGUUGCCUUCCAGAUUCUCAAGGCAGGACUGUUUGAGUUAAGCCAGCACAUGAAGCUGAAGCUCCAGUUCACAGCAUCCUGUUCCAACCCCCCUGCUGAAGCCAGGCCCAUGUCUCUGUCCCUGUCGCGUCACAACUCUCCCUCCAGCCCUGCUGUUAGAGACCUGCUGGACAGACAGAGUAUGGGACGGUCACAGAGCUUCUCUCACCAACAACCCUCACGGUCACAUCUUAUGAGGACGGGCAGUGUUAUGGAGCGCCGGGCCAUCACUCCUCCAGUGGGAUCUCCAGUGGGUCGACCCCUCUACCUUCCCCCCGAACGCCCCGUCCUCUCACUGGAUAAGAUCGCCAAGAGAGAGUGUAAGGUAUUGGUACUGGAACUUGGAAGAGACUGGGAGAGGGAGGGAGGGUUGGAGGAAUGAGGUAGA
Molecule: messenger RNA, 2085 nt
Organism: Oncorhynchus keta (chum salmon)
Lineage: Eukaryota; Metazoa; Chordata; Actinopteri; Salmoniformes; Salmonidae
Product: trafficking protein particle complex subunit 14-like
Exons: 11
Coding region: 250-2079 (609 amino acids)
Biological process (GO): cilium assembly
Cellular component (GO): TRAPPII protein complex
Molecular function (GO): alpha-tubulin binding
Source: RefSeq, a predicted model, not a curated record